Aplosporella prunicola CBS 121167 is the source of this 1685-nucleotide messenger RNA. RefSeq lists its product as uncharacterized. The transcript has 3 exons. Lineage: Eukaryota; Fungi; Ascomycota; Dothideomycetes; Botryosphaeriales; Aplosporellaceae. The coding region runs from base 431 to 1522 and encodes 363 amino acids. The record is from RefSeq and is a predicted model, not a curated record.
ACACCUUGCCUAGCUCCUAACCUGAGUCCCGAAUAUGGAUGAAAUAGUUUAAGAGCACAUAUUGAUUCUAUGUAUCAUAACUGGGGAGGGGGGUCGCGAAUUCACAACCCGUAAUGGGAUAUUAUCAGACAAACAUCGCGCAUACCUGACAAAUCGACCGCGGAAUGUCGUAGAGAUGGAUUAUGAUGCCGCCUGUUCUUCGUCGGCGUUUACGGUUUUACGAUGCGGGGCCAACAAUGGAGUAAACAAGAGCAUCCGCUUAACUCCGUAUUCCGCGCUUCAUGCACGUAUGCGUACCGCGUAUAUAUACUGCGGCUUUUCUCUCAAUGAUGCUAUCCUCACUGCAUAGCUCUUCAUCAAUCCUUUCACAUUCCAACAUCCAAAUCAAUCAGAACCAUCUCGCAUUCAUCGUCUUACUCAAAUCGCCAAAAUGUCAACAAUAUUUGAACUUCCACCUGAGCCUGCCACGGAGUUGGGCCAACUUCGGAUCCUCUCGCCCUCGGCCGGCAUCCGUGUGUCCCCCCUCCAGCUUGGUGCCAUGUCCAUUGGUGAUGCGUGGAACUCAAUGAUGGGUAGCAUGGACAAGACACAAUCCUUCAAGCUGCUCGACGCCUACUUUGAGGCGGGUGGUAACUUCAUCGAUACGGCCAACAACUACCAGAAUGAGCAAUCCGAGACCUGGCUCGGCGAAUGGAUGAAGGAGCAUGGGAACCGCGACCAGCUCGUGCUCGCGACCAAGUUUACUACUGAGUACAGGGGCCAUGCUAUUGGACACGGCAAGGCGCCGAACCAUGGCGGAAACCACAAGCGCUCGCUCCACAUGAGCAUUCGGGACUCUUUGGCGAAACUGCAGACCGAUUGGAUCGACAUUCUUUAUAUGCACUGGUGGGAUUACACGACCUCAAUCGAAGAAGUCAUGGACAGCCUCCAUAUCCUAGUUCAGCAAGGCAAGGUGCUGUACCUCGGUGUUAGUGACACGCCUGCCUGGAUCGUCUCCGCGGCGAACACGUACGCACGGGCCCACGGCAAGACGCCCUUCAGCAUCUACCAGGGCCGGUGGAAUGUCUUGCUGCGCGACUUCGAGCGCGAUAUCCUCCCCAUGGCCCGCCAUUUCGGUAUGGCGCUGGCACCCUGGGGCGCGCUCGGCUCCGGCAAGUUCCAGUCGAAGAGGCAGAUCGAGGAGCGCAAGAAGCGAGGAGAGGGCUUGCGCUCCAUGGGAGGCUCAGAGCAGACCGAAGACGAGGUCAGGAUCAGCGAGGCUCUUGGCAAGGUUGCUGAAGAGCAUGGCGUUGAGUCGGUGACGGCCGUCGCGCUGGCGUACGUUAUGGCCAAGGCGCCGUAUGUGUUCCCGAUUGUUGGCGGCCGAAAGGUGGAACAAUUGCAGGACAACAUUCAGGCGCUGAAGAUAAAGUUGACUUCCGAGCAAGUCCAGUAUCUGGAGAGUGUUAAGCCGUUCGACAUUGGUUUCCCUCUGAACUUUAUCGGGGAAGAUCCCAAGAACUCGAAGCCCAUUGGUCAUUAGUAGGAUAGAAGGGAGAAUCCCAUUGCGGGUAUUGAAUCGCAUCCCCCCUCCCCUGCAAUUUCAAGUCGUAUGCUCGCUUCCUUAGCUUCCAUCACUAUAAAGCGAGAUUUGCCGUGAAGCAAGAUGGUGAUACGUGUACGUAGUAGAAGAAGAGACCCAGUUA